CGUCGUCUUUCGUUUCGUCUACAUUAUGUACAUAUGUGCUUAAAUUUAACACAUUCUCUGAGAAGUUUAUAUUUUGUUAAUCAAGUGCGAAUUGCAUAAUGUAUUUUAAAAUAAAAAAGAAAAAUCCAAUAAUAAACAUUCGCAAUCUCACUGCAAAAAUUAUUAUCCCAUUAAGAUAAGAUUUAUUUGAAUUACUUUGACAAACUUAUACCUUUAAAAAAUACCUAUUGUUUUAAAAGCAAGCUACAGUCGAGUCGAGGGCUACACCGCCGCGCCGGCCGCACCGAUAAGUAGCAUUUUAAAGUGGGAAAAAAAGAAAAGAAAAGAACACGAAGAAUACGAUAUUUCAUCGAAUGAUUCUAAUUUAACUCAAGGCAUCAGUGGGUUCUCGGUUAGUGUCGUUACGGCAACAGCAGAGACAUUGAAAGAAGUCAUUAGGCUACCGAGAAUGCAUUUCGCGGCUUUUAGCUAAAAAAGAAAAAUAAUUUUAUUUAUUUUUUUCUGAUUAAGUUUUAUUUUUUGACACUUCACAACUUUUUAUCUCUGCUUAAGUAAAAAUGGAACCCUGGCAGAAGAUAUCGUGUUUAUUGUGCGUUUUUGGAUUUAUCCGGGAGAUACGGCCAUCUGAACCUUAUAUUACCGAAUAUUUACUUGGCGGAUGGAGGAAUGUUACUCAAGAAGAAGUUAAUAGGGAAGUGUAUCCUGUGGGAACAUACUCCUAUCUAGCUCAACUUGUGAUUGUUUUUCUUGUAACAGACUUUUUAAGGUACAAACCUCUCAUUAUAAUAAUGGGAAUGGCCGGUAUCAUCGUGUGGAGCAUGCUACUUUGGACAACAUCCUUGGUUGCACUUCAAAUCCUUGAAGUAUUCUAUGGUACUUACAUGGCAGCUGAAGUUGCCUAUUUUACUUACAUCUAUGCAAAAGUCGAUAAAAAACAUUAUCCUCAAGUGACCUCGCACACAAGAGCAGCGAUGUUCUGCGGGAAACUUGUAGCUAGUGUUGUAGCUCAAACACUUCUCUACUUCGGACUUACGAAUUACAAAGACUUAAACUAUAUAACAUUGGCAACUCAAAUUUGCGCUACCAUUUGGGCUUUUGGUUUGCCAAAAGUGACAACAAGUGUUUACUUCCACCGAAAACCUUCGUUAAGUAUUUCAAUUGCAUCAAAUGGAUACCAAGGUAGUAGAACUAUUGUUGAAUCAUCACAAAAUCAUAUUUCAGGACAGCAAGUACACUUACCUCCGUUACAACUACUUUGGUCACAUUUCAAAAAUGCUUACACAAAUGUCAAAGUUGUCCAAUGGAGCAUUUGGUAUGCUGUCGGUGUUUGUGGUUACUUUCAAGUUAUAUCAUAUAUUCAAGUUCUAUGGAUAUCGAUGGAAUCCAAUCCUGAGACUGUUUGGAAUGGAGCUGUGGAUGCAAUACUUACACUAUUAGCAGCUAUUUUUGCUCUUGCAGCUGGUUUUAUACAUGGAUCGCGUCUUAAUCCGAGAGGAAGUUUGUUAGCAUUGGCAGUAUUAUCUAUUUUGGAAGGAGGGGCUGUGUUACUUUCAUGCUGGACAACAAAUAUAUUUUGGUCUUAUGCUGGAUAUAUUAUUUUUGGAGCACUCUAUGCCUUUGCUAUAACCGUUUCAGGCGCGGAAGUUGCUCGUUACUUAGAAGAGGAGAGCUACGGAUUAGUUUUUGGAAUCAAUACUAUGAUUGCACUUUUAUUGCAAUCUAUUCUAACAUUCGUUGUAGUUUCGGAGACUGGUUUUGCGCUUACUGUAGUCGGCCAAUACACUGUAUAUUCUUUUUAUUUUAUCAUAAUUGGUGCUGUAUACUUUUUAUCUGUUGUGAUUGAAUAUUUUAUAAGUCGGGAAAACAAAGCUUAGCUAUAAAAUAAAAAUACAAAAAUUCCUAUUAAAGUCGUUUUUUAGGAAAUUUUUCAAGUAUUAGCAGUAAAAAAAAACUAUCACAAAUGCACAAUUACUUAAUUUAGUUGUUGAACAAGAAAAUGUCUCAAGUACAAACAUUUUUGUAAAUAAUAAAAAAAAAAAACAAUAAUUAAAAUAUAAGUAAGACUUA
Molecule: messenger RNA, 2067 nt
Organism: Eupeodes corollae
Lineage: Eukaryota; Metazoa; Arthropoda; Insecta; Diptera; Syrphidae
Product: thiamine transporter 1
Exons: 6
Coding region: 558-1874 (438 amino acids)
Biological process (GO): vitamin transport; transmembrane transport
Cellular component (GO): plasma membrane
Molecular function (GO): vitamin transmembrane transporter activity
Source: RefSeq, a predicted model, not a curated record